This is a messenger RNA of Cyphomyrmex costatus, 776 nucleotides long. RefSeq names its product protein NDUFAF4 homolog. The record is from RefSeq and is a predicted model, not a curated record. Gene Ontology annotation, cellular component: mitochondrion. The coding region runs from base 128 to 733 and encodes 201 amino acids. The transcript has 5 exons. Gene Ontology annotation, biological process: mitochondrial respiratory chain complex I assembly. NCBI's taxonomy places the organism in Eukaryota, Metazoa, Arthropoda, Insecta, Hymenoptera, Formicidae.
UUGCGGAGGUAUAUUACAGCUGAAAUUAACAAUAAUGUUAUGUUAUAAUUUAUCACAUAAUCCGUAAUUAAACCUCGAAUGUUACUUAUUUUAUUUAUAAUACUACUCUAGAUAAGUUACUUGAAUCAUGGGAAAGAUUUAUUCGAAAAUGACUCGACCUAUUCGCACGUUUAACAUCGAAAAUCGUGCGGCAGAACUUAUUUCGCGAGAAAAGCCAAUACCUGCACCUCAGUAUGCAACUACAGAAAAACAAAAGAAGCUUUUGGACCAAGUAAAUCCACACUUCUUGGAAGAUCAUUAUCAAAAAAACAUGCAAUUGGAUCAACGAUUAAAAGAUGUUUUUGUUACGUCAAGAGAUCCGCAAGAGAUCAAAGAGUCAAUGAGAGACUCCAAGUUACCUCAAAGUAGACAGAGCUCGGAAAAUAAUUUUGUACUGGAAUUUUGUGAACCUACAGUGAUUCCUAUGGGAAAGUGCUCAUUAAAGCAAGCUCUCACAUUUCUUUUGCAACAUAAACGCGAUCCUAUAACAUAUAGUAGUGAAAGUAUAGCUUCUGAAUAUAAAAUGGAUAAGAAAGUAAUAGAUGAUAUAUUGAAGUAUUUUAAACUUUAUGUGACUGCUUCAUCAAACAAUUCAGAGCCUUCUAUACAAUUUUUGGAUUCAAUAGAAGAUCCAAUUCAAGACAUGUUAGAUACAGGAACAAAGAUCAGAAAGGACAAGAAAAAGCAAAAAUAGUACAGAUAUGUAUAUAGAAAAAUAAUUUAUUAAAGUUUAUUUC